UCAGUAGGUUAUGUCAAAUUCGAACGUGUCCAUAUGUUUACGUAAAUAAGAAACGAGAUUUAAAAUGGAGUGAUUAGUACAAAUUUAGGCUGUGACAAUUGAAAAUGUAUGGAGUAGUUUUAGCGACGGUACUUAUUAACGCGGUUGUGUGUGAUGAUUUGCUCGCGGUGGUUGUGAUUUACAGGCAUGGAGACAGGACCCCCAUUCAGCCGUACCCCACGGACCCGUACAGGAACGCGUCGUAUUGGCCAGUGGGCUUCGGACAGCUGACAAAUGUAAGUUACACACUUUUGGGCAAAAUGCAGCACUACCUCUUGGGUAAAUGGCUCCGCGACCGCUACGCCUCCUUCCUCUCGCCCCACUACUCCGAGAAGGACUUCUACCUCCGCUCGACCGACGCCGACCGCACCCUCAUGUCGGCCGAAGCCAACCUCGCCGGCCUCUACCCGCCCCACGCCGACCAAAUCUGGGACCCAGCGAUCCCCUGGCAACCCAUCCCCAUCCACACCAUGCCCGAACUCGAGGACAACCUCCUCUCCAUGAAGAAAAACUGCCCCAAAUACAACCUCCUCAUCACCCAGCUGUUCAAAACCCCGUACUUCGUCAACAUCAGCCACAAGAACCAUGACUUGUACGCCUACUUGACGAAGAACUCGGGUACUCUGAUCGCGUCUCUGGAGAGUUUAGAGUACCUCUACAACACGAUGUUCAUCGAAACGUUAUACAAUUUGACGUUGCCUGAUUGGGCACGGGUGGUUUACCCCAGCAAGCUCAAACCGUGGGCGGAUCUGAGCUUUGCCACGCCUUGCUGGACGCAGGAUCUGGCGCGGCUGAAAACCGGGCCUUUAUUCCACGAGAUAGUGGAACAUUUCACCAACGCCACGAAAAACGUGACGGGGUUUCUCAAGUUUCGGGCGUACUCGGCACACGAUAUCACCAUAGCGAAUGUGCUGAACACCAUGGGGGCGUUCCAGGUGCACGGGCCGCCGUACGCGAGCACUAUCAUGCUGGAGCUGCGGCGGGGGGCGGGGGAGUACGUCAACAUUUUUUACAAGAAUUCGAGCAUAGUUCAAAAUAUUACGGCGAAAGGUUGUGAUUUUAACUGCAAGUUUGACGAUUUUGUCAGCUUGUUGAGGCCGAUUGUGAUCAGCAGGGACGAGUGGAAUUUGGAGUGUCAGCUCGAGUGGUACUACUACUACCACCUUGACGACUUGCAGUACGUGAUAUACGCAAGUGCGGGUUUGAGCUUCGUUGUUUUUACUUUGAGUAUUUGGAUGGUGUGGAGGUGCUGUAAGAGGAUGCCGAAAGGGGGCGUCACGGCGUACACACAGCUGCCUAGUGACGAAGUCGCUUGAUCGCUCAGGUUAUUUUAGUUGUUAAGGGGCCAAAGUUUUGCUUUGAAUUAUCCAAAAGUUGUGAUUCGAGAAAUGGCGACUGAUUCUAGCUUUAUUUGUUGUGUUGGGGUGAAGUCCCUUUUCGUUUGUGAUUUCAUUUGUAAAGGCCAAAUAUACUUAAAAGGACUUCCGUAUUUAUAGGCGCUGAUGUUGGAUGUCCUUAUGUAUUACGCAUUAUUAGUAUUUGAAUAAAGUAUUUAAGCGGCAA
Messenger RNA from Zophobas morio, 1602 nucleotides. Its product is annotated as prostatic acid phosphatase-like. The transcript is spliced from 3 exons. The record is from RefSeq and is a predicted model, not a curated record. The coding region runs from base 105 to 1355 and encodes 416 amino acids. Gene Ontology annotation, biological process: dephosphorylation. NCBI's taxonomy places the organism in Eukaryota, Metazoa, Arthropoda, Insecta, Coleoptera, Tenebrionidae. Gene Ontology annotation, molecular function: phosphatase activity.